Molecule: messenger RNA, 1089 nt
Organism: Lathyrus sativus (Indian pea)
Lineage: Eukaryota; Viridiplantae; Streptophyta; Magnoliopsida; Fabales; Fabaceae
Source: the annotation of a GenBank genome assembly
AUGAAAACAUUAUCAUCAUCACAUUCUUUCAAUUUCAUUCACUUUUCCAACUUCAACCCUUCUUCUUCUUCUUCUUCAUUUUCUUCUUCUUCACUGUCCUUCAACAAACCUCAAAAUAAGACUCCAACAGCAACAUCUGCACCCGCAACCACCACAACCACCGUCACGCAAACCAGAAACACAAACCUAAACCCUAAAAUAAAAAAGGUAUUCUUUUUAGACGUGAAUCCUCUUUGUUACGAAGGAAGGAACCCUAGUUUGCAUAAUUUUGCUCAAUGGCUUUCAAGUUUUCUGUCUCCUCAAAUCACUCAAUCUCACCCUGUUAUAGCUGUUGUUGAUGGUGAAAGGGGAAGUGAAUAUCGGAGAAAGUUGCUUCCUUCUUAUAAAGCCAAACGGAUCAAAUUCACCAGAAAAUUUCCAACUGGUGGUGGUGUUGGUGAUGGCUAUGUUGGAAGGUUUCAUCCAGUUAUCAGUGAUGUUCUUCGAAAAUGCAAUGUGCCUGUUGUAAAAGUUGAUGGCCAUGAAGCUGAUGAUGUUGUAGCUACACUUGCCGAACAAGUUCUCAAAAAAGGGUUUCGAGUGGUGAUUGCCUCCCCUGAUAAGGAUUUUAAGCAACUUAUUUCCGACAAUGUGCAAAUAGUUAUGCCUUUGCCAGAGUUACAAAGGUGGUCCUUCUACACUAUGAGACAUUACAGAGAUCAGUAUAACUGCGAUCCCCAAUCUGAUCUGAGCCUCAGAUGUAUUAUAGGCGAUGAAGUUGACGGUGUUCCUGGUAUCCAACAUCUGGUCCCUAGUUUUGGCUGGAAAACUGCUCUAAAACUUAUUAAAAAACACGGUUCGUUGGAAGCUUUACUAAAUGCGGCUGCAGUAAGGACUGUGGGCAGACCAUAUGCACAAGACGCCCUUAAAAAGUAUGCUGAUUACCUACGGCGGAAUUAUGAAGUUCUUGCCUUGAAAAGGGACGUAAAUGUUGAGCUUUAUGAUGAAUGGUUGGUUGAGAGAGACACACGCAAUGAUACUAUUGCACUAUCUGCAUUGUUCAAAUAUUUGGAAGAAAGUAAGGAGCUCAAGUACAAUUUACGUAUCUAA